Molecule: messenger RNA, 285 nt
Organism: Sporisorium graminicola
Lineage: Eukaryota; Fungi; Basidiomycota; Ustilaginomycetes; Ustilaginales; Ustilaginaceae
Exons: 3
Coding region: 1-285 (94 amino acids)
Biological process (GO): protein targeting to ER
Cellular component (GO): signal peptidase complex; endoplasmic reticulum membrane
Source: RefSeq, a predicted model, not a curated record
AUGGACGCAAUUCAAAAGUUCAUUGAUGGUCGCAUUGACUUCCACGGCCAACGCCUGAGCGACCGCAUAAUGCAAGAAGGCCUCGUCUUCUCUGCGACGGUCGCGUUCCUCCUCGGUUACUUUACCCAAAACAUGCAGCUGUGCAUGCUCACGUUCGGCGCGUGUACUGUCGUUGUCGCUCUGGUAACCGUCCCGGCAUGGCCAAUCUAUAAAAAGUACCAUGUCGAGUGGUUGCCUCCUUCGUCUUCUGACUCUUCCUCACAAUCGCCUGCAGACAGCAAAUGA